AUGUUAUUCUUCGAGACUAAUGUUUGCAGCGACCUUUGGAUCUACUAUACCGGAAUUAAUAAGGUUAGAUAUAUCGGAACGGUAUUGGGUCUUAUAUUCAAACGAACUAUUAUACGUGCCACUUGCGGGAAAGCCACACGAGCGCCAUGCGCCAUCUACUGGACUCUGUCGAAACUACCAGUGGCAACCGUCAAGAGGAACAACAAUAGACAAUGGUUUCAGAGGAUGAAAAAUACAAUACUGAAACUAAAAAUAAGCAGGUCUAACUUGAGAACCGCGCGUAAUUUGAGCUCGUGCCUAUAUGACACCUUGGCGUUUCGCAGAAGGAUGUUGUAUAUUGCUGCUCUCGACGUCGGCACCACAACUGUUCGGUGUCACAUUCUCGAUGAGCAAGCGACGACCAUAGCUACGUCCACGGAAAAGGUACACAUCUAUUUAUUUUGUUGUUAUGUUAUCCAAAUACGUCUUAAUCCUGUUCGUAUAAAUCCGGACAAUUCUAGGAAAAGAAUGUCCAAAUAUAUUAUGCCUGCGAGAUGUUUCAAUUACUGA
Messenger RNA from Orussus abietinus, 549 nucleotides. RefSeq lists its product as uncharacterized. NCBI's taxonomy places the organism in Eukaryota, Metazoa, Arthropoda, Insecta, Hymenoptera, Orussidae. The coding region runs from base 1 to 549 and encodes 182 amino acids. The transcript is spliced from 5 exons. The record is from RefSeq and is a predicted model, not a curated record.